Messenger RNA from Populus nigra (black poplar), 1620 nucleotides. Its product is annotated as probable glycosyltransferase At5g03795. Lineage: Eukaryota; Viridiplantae; Streptophyta; Magnoliopsida; Malpighiales; Salicaceae. The record is from RefSeq and is a predicted model, not a curated record. Gene Ontology annotation, molecular function: glycosyltransferase activity. The coding region runs from base 87 to 1364 and encodes 425 amino acids. The transcript is spliced from 5 exons.
AUUAUUAGCGCAAAAAACCCACAACAGUCCACCGAUCUGAAACUUGAGUGAAAAACCCAAAUCUCCCACCACUGGCUCCUACGGCAAUGACGGCCGGAAAGCUGUCCCAACAAUUACAGCAACAGCAACAAGUACAGCAAUCCAUGUGUUCUUUGAAAGGAUCCCUCCGCACUCUGGCAAUCCUAACGCUCGUCUCUUUCACAUACCUUUCUUUCAAUUCUCUCCAUUCCUCUUAUUUUUCUUCUUCUUCUUCCAUCUCUGCAUCUUCCGUUUCUUUAGCGCCGGCGACCAAGAAGACGACUAUACUGGUUAAAGAUUACGACGACGACGAGAUAUCGGAUCUGUAUCAUUCGCCACGUGUAUUCAAAUUGAAUUAUGAGGAAAUGGAGAGGAAUUUCAAGAUUUUUAUAUAUCCAGAUGGAGAUCCAAAUACAUUUUAUCAAACACCAAGGAAAUUGACUGGCAAAUACGCGAGCGAAGGGUACUUUUUCCAGAAUAUAAGAGAGAGCAGGUUUCAAACACAGGAUCCUGAUCAAGCCCACCUAUUUUUUAUUCCCAUCUCCUGCCACAAGAUGCGCGGCAAGGGAAUAUCUUAUGAGAAUAUGACCAUUAUCGUUGAUAAUUAUGUGGAAAGCUUGAAAUCCAAGUAUCCCUAUUGGAAUAGAACAUUGGGUGCUGAUCACUUCUUCGUCACUUGUCAUGAUGUUGGUGUAAGAGCCACUGAAGGAGUUCCGUUUCUCAUAAAGAAUGCAAUCAGAGUGGUGUGCUCCCCUAGCUAUGAUGUCGGGUUCAUUCCACACAAAGAUAUUGCUCUCCCUCAGGUCCUCCAGCCAUUUGCCCUUCCUGCUGGAGGAAAUGAUGUAGAGAAGAGGACAACUCUUGGUUUUUGGGCUGGCCAUCGAAACUCUAGAAUUAGAGUUAUACUAGCACGUGUGUGGGAGAAUGAUACAGAACUAGAUAUUUCAAACAACAGAAUAAAUAGGGCUACUGGACAUCUUGUCUAUCAAAAGAGGUUUUAUGGAUCUAAAUACUGUAUAUGCCCUGGUGGAUCUCAGGUUAACAGUGCACGCAUAGCUGACUCAAUCCAUUAUGGAUGUAUUCCUGUAAUAUUGUCCAACUAUUAUGACCUGCCAUUCAAUGACAUUCUUGAUUGGCACAAAUUUUCCGUCAUACUUAAGGAGCAGGAUGUGUACCGACUCAAGCAAAUUCUGAAGGACAUACCCGACAAUAAGCUGGUUUCACUGCAUAAGAAUUUAGUGAAGGUACAGAAGCAUUUCCAGUGGAAUUCGCCCCCUGUCAAAUAUGAUGCAUUCCAUAUGGUCAUGUAUGAUCUCUGGCUGCGCCACCAUGUGAUCAAAUACUAGCUGUUCAAGGGGCGUGAUUCCAAUUGUCAUCAGUAGUAUAUGCUCAAAACCUUUCAUGCUUACAACCCAAAGCCUGUACAUUGUCACAUACAAAACGUCCUCCAUGCCCCUUCGAGCUAGGGAAUUACUUUUAAGGUUCCAAAUUCUUUUUCUUCUUUCUGUCCAGCACUGGAUCUAUUGUAUAUGUUUCUGAUUCAUGAUUUCCGCUAGUUUUUUUUAUUUCAAUUAAAAAAAAUUAGAUAUUUACAAAAUUAAA